This is a messenger RNA of Kalmanozyma brasiliensis GHG001, 2364 nucleotides long. Its product is annotated as Bromodomain transcription factor. Bases 1 to 2364 code for a protein of 787 amino acids. The transcript has a single exon. Gene Ontology annotation, molecular function: protein heterodimerization activity. Gene Ontology annotation, cellular component: transcription factor TFIID complex. The record is from RefSeq and is a predicted model, not a curated record. NCBI's taxonomy places the organism in Eukaryota, Fungi, Basidiomycota, Ustilaginomycetes, Ustilaginales.
AUGUCGGUAGCCAUACUGGCUCUCUUGUCGUCAGCAGGCUUCUCGAGGUCCUCAGCUGGCGCGGCGGAUCUCCUCUCAGAGGUGAUGCAACGCUAUAUCCAGCUCAUCGGCUCCUCCUGCGUUCAGCACGCCAACCACGCCGGUCGCACCAUCGUCUCACCGCAGGACCUUCGUGCGUCCUUGGAACACAUCCUGGGAGGAGAGCCAAUCGAUGAAGUGCUGGACUGGGCGGAGGAAGAAGGAAGGCUCGAUACCCAGGAGCAUCACACACAGCUAUCGGCAACUCAAGCCAAUGGCGUGAACGGAACCCAUCCGCAAGCGUCGACCAGCGCACUACCCGCAGCAUUGCAGGAUCCCAUGCGCGGCAAGGAUCUUCUUCGCGUCCUCAACACGGGACGCGUUCCUCCCUCGCCAUCCGACCUUGAAGAGGUUCACUUCACAUCAAUACCGGCCAAAGACUUCGAACAGGCAGCAGCAGAAGGGGUACUCCGGGAUCAUCUCGCCAGACGGCUCGUUUGGCCCUCUCCGUCGGAUGCAAUGCCGGAUGCAUCCGGGCUCGCAUCCGGAUCACGAGGAGGCGGGACUUCAUCGACAUUCGGCGAGUCAUCUACACAGGGAUCCAGCUUCACGGCAGACGCCGAGUCGCUGCUCUUGUCCGACCUUGAUGAUGACAACGAGGGCGAAUCGCCUUCAUCGCCCCACGGCAGCAAUGGCGACGUCUCACAUCAGGCUCUACAGCAACCAAGGAAGCGCAGGCGGCUGGACGCCGAAGAGACUGUACCUGCCAGACGCUUCGGUGAAGCCGUCAUUGACUACGUACCGGCGUAUCUUCCUGUCUUCCCAGACAUCGCUUCAAGCGCAGACGCAGCAGCCGCGCCUUUGCAAAACGGCGCGGACCUCGAAUCACUCAAAGCAGAAGAGGAUGACGGAACCCGCGUCAAGCUAGAGCCCGUGGAGGUUGAUCCGGAGUACAUCCUGGAAGAACAACGGCGCAGGGAGCUCGCGCAAAGGAAGGCAGACGAAGCGGCGGCCGAGGCAGCGGCAGCAGCAGCCGAAGCGGCCAAAGGAGAAAACGCAAAUGGCGAUGGCCCCGAGGCAGAAGCACCUGCCGUUCAAAAGACCGCAGAAGAACGGGCAGCGGAAGCAGAAAAGGCGUUCGAAGCGCUGCAAGCACGCAGAGUCCUGCGCGACAGCUGGAGAGAGAGCGUGGCCUACGAUGCAUCGACGCUGGCAGCAACGUACGCCAAGGACGAGCUGCGCGACUUGGAACAAAACGUCAAUGAGGUGCUCAGCGACGCAUCCAUCGCCUCCAUUGCUCCAGCGACAUCGUCACUUCGUGCAUUUGCAGCCGACUACCAGGCCCUCGUGGAGGACCCUACAUCGAGCAGUUCAGCCGGCAUCUUCCUCACACCAUCCGGACCAGCCCAUCAGGAUGCACUGACGAAGCGCAAACGACUAGCGCAUGCUCUGGCGGACGCGUCGAGAUACGCACCCAACGAUAGUCUGUACGCCGCCGUAGCAGCACGACCUUCCGUCAUCCCCUUCAACCCGGGACCCAGCUGGCUCGUGUCCACCCUCCCCCCGCCCACGCUGUACGAAGACAACAUCGAAGUCGCCAACGCGCUCUCCGCGCCGGUCCUCACGCCGGUCCGCCCGCAGGGACGGCCAGCGGCGCUCAUUCCGCCCUCUGGCUCCCUCGUCCCCACGCUCGGCCAUCGUCAUCCGUCGCACCUCACCACCGGCGCGCGUGUCGUCGCCAGUGCAGAACUCCUCAAGCGCAUCUCGCGCUUCGACGAUCCCAUCCCGAUCCUGGACGACAAGCACGCCGAGCGGUUCUUCCACGGUGUUCCAGCGUCACGCGAUCUUCUUGGUGGUUCGGGCUCGAGCUCCGAUCUCUCCUCCAACAUCUCCUCCACGCGGUCCAGCGGCGGCGGCGGCUCCGGAAGUGGCAACUCGACCCUCCGCCCCGCCCUCGAGCGAUUGGUCCUGCAGAUGCGCGAGAAGGAAGCGGAGAUCCUGCCCGAAGAAGACAAGGAAGAGCUGCAGAGACGCCAGCAGGAGUUGCAGCUGCAACUGCAGGCGGCGAUGGCGUCCGAGAGCGCAGGUGGAAAGGGCGAGACGGUGCUUUCCACGGGUCUCAUUGCGGAUAGCUACGCGAGCAGGAUUCGAAACGGCAACAUUACGAUGGUGCACACGUGGGAUUGGACGCCCAGGGAUCCGUUCGAUACGGGAUUGCCGGGGAAGAAGGUCAAGAUGCCAGGGAGGAGAGGCGUGGGUCCGGUGGCGUUGGAGAAGCGGACGCGGACGGAGAGCGGGGAUGGCGAUGUGGGCGAGAUAGGGGCGACGAAUGGGCACAGCGGGUGA